This is a messenger RNA of Aphis gossypii (cotton aphid), 2297 nucleotides long. RefSeq names its product arylalkylamine N-acetyltransferase 1-like. The transcript is spliced from 5 exons. Gene Ontology annotation, molecular function: N-acetyltransferase activity. NCBI's taxonomy places the organism in Eukaryota, Metazoa, Arthropoda, Insecta, Hemiptera, Aphididae. The coding region runs from base 332 to 1231 and encodes 299 amino acids. The record is from RefSeq and is a predicted model, not a curated record.
AGAAUGCGUUAUAGGUAUUGGAUUAUUAUUGUUUUUGUUAUCGGCUUGUUUAUUAAAUGUAUUAUUAAACAUAUAUAGAUUAUUGAUCUACAUACUAUAGCCUGUAGUACCUAUACGGUCAGUAUGCCUAUAACAUCGAUAUUGACUAUUUCAAAAUUUAAGAUUUAGUGUUGUCAUUUGAAACCUCUUGUAUGAAAUAGAUAUGUACCGAUCAAUUCAGUGAAUGUAGAGUCAUUUUCUAUGCAUAAAAAUAUUCCGUCGGACAAUAUAGAUUCAAUUUCACUACUAAAAAUUUAGAAAAAUACAUGAUAGAAACUAAUAAAUCAGCAAAAUGAGUGCAGCUAUAAAAUCCAAAACUGUUUUUAAAGUUGUACCUAUCAUUAAAAAUGACGAAAUUACCGUGAUUGAGUUUUUGCGAAAAUUCUUUGACCGAGAUGAACCUCUGAAUGCAGCUUUAAAUUUAAGAAAAAAGGAAGACAAGGAAUCUAAGGAAGACGUCGCUAUUAGAAAAUAUAUAAUUGGAUUAAUCAAUAAUGAAUUUAAAUACUCAAAUCUUAGAAAAAUGAGUGAGGUCAACAAAUUCAUUCAUAAUAUUGUCCCAACUACUGCUGAAGAUAAACAAGUUGUCAUUGAAUUUUUAAGAAAAUUUUUCUUCCGAGAUGAGCCUCUUAUUUUGGGUAUAAAUAUGCUGGAUGAUAAUGAUUCUUUAGCAAAACUUGAAAAAUACUGUUUUAAUUUUGUGGAUAAUGGUUUGGCGUUUAAAGCAGUAUCUCCUAAUGGAGAUUUAAUAGGUGUGGUCCUAAACAAUCUGACAUACAGAGUGGACCGUGAAAAAAAUAACGAAAACGAAGAAGAUACCAAAGAUAACACCAAAUUUAAUAUUAUUACGGAAUUUUUAGAUAAAGUCGAGCGAGAAGCAGAUGUUUUCCAAAAAUUUCCAAAUGUAGAUCGUGUAAUGGAUAUAAAAAUAAUUUCUGUGGAUGAAUCAUUUAGAGGCCAAGGAGUAUGCAAAGCUCUAAUUGAUAAAACAAUAGAGAUAGCGUUGGAAAAUGAAUGUCCAAUGGUUUAUGUAGAGUGCAGCAGUUAUUUUUCAGCUAAAGCGGCAGAGAGACUUGGUUUUGAGUGCAUAUAUACUUUGUAUUUUCGAGACUAUUUGGAUAAAAAUGGUGAAGUAGUUUUUAAAACUCCUCCUCCUCACGAUUCUUCAAAGGUAUAUGUAUUACAUUUAUAAGAAAUGAGAAUUGUACUACAGCGGCACAUCUCAUCCUUAUAUAGGUAAACAUUUCAAUUUUCUCCCGAUAAUUAAUAAAUACUAAAAUACUAAAUAGUAUAAAAUUGUUCAAGCUUUUCGUGUAUACCUAUGACUACUAUUAUUAAAAAUAUACAUACAAAAUAUAAAAUAGUAAAAUUAUAAUAAAUGGUAUACGAUGUACCUACAUUUGAAAUAGUUGAAAUAAUGAAAUAUUAAUCUAUAUGAAGUUUUAUUAUUAUUUAUAAGACUAUAUUAUUAUAAAAAAUUGUUUUUAAUUAUUAUUAAUAAUAACUGCGGCCAUUGGCUACAAGAAAUUUAACAUAAUUAUUACAUUAUGGAAUAAAUUGUUAUACUAAGUUGAAACUUAUAAUUAUAAUGAUAGAAAAAAUAAUACAUAUAAAAUUAAUAAUAAUACAUUAUGGAUGAAUACAUUAUACAUUUAUAAAACAUAUUGUAUGGAUACAUUUCUCAAUUUUAUAAUAAACUUAUAGUAUGGUUUAUUUAUAUAUAUAUAUAUAAUAUAAAAUAUACCUGACUAUUAUAUUCUAUAUACGAGUAAUAUUAUUAAAAUAUAAUUCUACCUAAGUGUAAAACCAAAUAGAGCGUCUUAACUCUUAGUAUAGUAUAAAAAAUCUCAUUGUAUUAUACUGUUACUUAUGUAUAAUAAAAUAUUAUAUUAUAGAGGUAAGUCUAUAUACAAUAUCACAUUAUAUAUUAUAUUGUCACUUAUCAGUUGUCAUACCUUAAUAUGAUUAAAAUUCUGAAGUUAUAUACACCCAAAAUUCUAAUCCUUUAGCAAAAUUUUAAAUACACUAUAUACAUAUAUAUACACCUAUAUAGUAAUUAUAAUAGUUACUUACUAUCUAUUUAUAAUGCAUAACAAUAAUAGGUAGAUUUUAGCAUAUUGUUAUUUUUAAGCUUUGUAAUAAUUUAGAAUUUAUAUUUAAAUUAUAUUAUUGCUUUUAUAAAAAUAUGUAAACAUAUGCUGUAUAAUCAAAAUAUAAUGUAUACACACAAUUUAUAAAUAAAAACUGUGAAUUAUGGA